AUGUCGCAACUCAUCGACAAGCCGCUACUUGGCCCCCUCAUCGCCCUCAAUGGUUGGGCUUUCGCCAUGGAAGGCCUGAUGUACAAGCGCAGAGUUCCAGCGCUCAAGAAGUACGGCGUCACCUUCGACCCGGCCACGGUUAAGCAACAAAAGGCCGACAAACUGCCUCCUUUCGUCAUUUGGGCGGCCGACAACUACAACAACUUGCAAGAGCAACCCACCCAGUUCUACGCGGUGGCGCUUGCGUUGACCUUGUUGGAUGUCAAGGACAAGAUUACCGUUCGCUUGGCAUGGGCUUAUGUCGCCUUCAGGGUUGUGCACAGUCUGAUCCACGUAUCCGUCAACCAACCCUAUCCCCGCUUCCUCGUCUUCGCGGCGAGCUCGUUUACGCUUGUUGGCAUGGCGGCAAAAGCGGCGUGGGAACUUUUCUUCUAG
Colletotrichum graminicola M1.001 is the source of this 435-nucleotide messenger RNA. RefSeq lists its product as uncharacterized. Bases 1 to 435 code for a protein of 144 amino acids. Lineage: Eukaryota; Fungi; Ascomycota; Sordariomycetes; Glomerellales; Glomerellaceae. The transcript has a single exon. Gene Ontology annotation, cellular component: membrane. The record is from RefSeq and is a predicted model, not a curated record.